Strongylus vulgaris is the source of this 267-nucleotide messenger RNA. Lineage: Eukaryota; Metazoa; Nematoda; Chromadorea; Rhabditida; Strongylidae. The record is from the annotation of a GenBank genome assembly.
AUGGCUGGCACGUUGUUUUUCACUCGUCAAAUCCCUCGAUAUCAAGCUGCGGCAGAUCUAAGUGAUCUUCAUUUGGAGAAUGAGGCAGUUUUGGUAGCAUGGUUUGUUGAUCAGUACCGACGAGAUCUGGACGAGAAUGCUUUUCGCGAAGAACUGGGAAGUUUUCUGGGAAUGUUAGAAAACAUCCGCUACGAUGAUAUGUCAUCAUCUGCCAAUUACUACUCAUCAAUAUUUGUUUUAGUUCAGACAGUCGCUAUAACACGGUAA